This is a messenger RNA of Parasteatoda tepidariorum (common house spider), 504 nucleotides long. The record is from RefSeq and is a predicted model, not a curated record. Lineage: Eukaryota; Metazoa; Arthropoda; Arachnida; Araneae; Theridiidae.
AUGAGAGAGGUUACUAAGGAAAUUGAACCAGAAGUAACAUAUUAUGCUACACAUCAUGGAAUUUAUCGUCCAGAAAAGUCCACGACAAAACUUCGUGUUGUAUUUAAUUGUUCUUCAGUAACUGAUAAGGGAAUAUCUCUUAAUGAUAUUCAGAAUAAUGGAGGAGUGAUUCAGGAGGACUUAUAUACUCAAAUGCUAAGGCUCCGCACAUAUGCAUAUGCCUUUACUGCUGAUAUCAAAAUGAUGUAUCGAACUAUUUUAAUCAAUCCAAAUCAGUGUAAUCUUCAGAGAAUCGUUUGGUGUGAAAAUGAAGAUGAACCGCCAAAAAUAUACGAACUAUCUACCGUUACAUACGGCACUGUAAGCGCACCUUACUUAGCGCAAAGAACGCUUAAACAGCUCUCAGUUGACGAACAAACCAAUUUCCCCAUGGCUGCUCCCGUCUUACAAAAUAAUUUUUGUAUGGAUGACUGUUUGUGCGAAAGGGAUUUUGCAAAGUGUUGA